CCACGCCAGCCAUUCCAUGCACCGUUGCCCACGCCGAACGUUCCCGUACUAACGGCCUGCCUAUUUGGGCAAGUCGGGUUGUUGCUGUACUGUACAAACCGGCAGGGGUUUGCUUCUUCCCCUCCCUUGUUCCCUGUCAUGUCGUGGAUCAUCCUCCCCGCAGAUUGCUAUGUAACCAUCCUUCUUGAAUGACCAUCUUAUUAUAAACUAAUCCCCUCUAAUCCCCUCCGCACACUCUAAGGUUGACAGGUUGGAUAUCGAAUACUCGGAGAAUACGACAAGGCACAAUGUCUUCAAAACCUUUCAACGACGAUCCUGAGAAGGAUGGUGGUUAUGGUGCACCAUCCCCCAUGAGCGUGAACAGCGACGGCCAACCCGCAACCCUCCACGUCGAAGACCAACAAAAGGGUCCUAUGAUGAGUCGCUUAGUCGACAGUUUUAAACGCGACCCCAACGCCUCCAGCGGAGCCCGUACCUACAAGGCCGAGGACGGCGGUUUCGAUCAUGAGGGUGCCGCGCAGCGCACUGCCAACUCUGGCCUCGCUCGUAAGCUUAAGGGCAGACAUCUGCAAAUGAUUGCCAUCGGUGGUUCAAUUGGUACUGGUCUUUUUGUUACAUCUGGCGCUGCUCUUUCCAGGGGUGGUCCCGCAUCUCUGAUCAUUGCAUACGGAAUCAUUGGCAUAAUGUUGUUCUGCACCGUUCAGGCACUCGGCGAGAUGGCCGUUAUUUUCCCCGUGGCCGGAUCUUUCGCUGCGUAUUCCACACGGUUCAUUGAUCCUGCUUGGGGUUUCGCCAUGGGAUGGAACUAUGCCGUGCUGUGGUUGAUCGUUCUUCCGCUCGAAAUUGUCGCCGCGUCCAUUACUGUCUCUUUUUGGCCAGGAGCUGCCGAUACCAACUCUGCCGCAUGGGUCACCAUAUUCUUCGUAUUGAUCGUUUCCAUAAACUUAUUCGGCGUGCGAGGAUACGGCGAGGCUGAAUUCGUCUUCUCGAUUAUCAAGGUCAUCGCUGUUAUUGGCUUCAUCCUAUUGGGUAUAGUCCUCAACUGCGGUGGUGGCCCCGUUGGUGGCUAUAUUGGCGACAGGUACUGGAAGCCCAACGGCGUCCUACCAGACUACCAAGGAUAUAUCCAGAACCCCGACGCCGCACCCGGAUCAAUCGUUUCUGGUCCUUUCAACAAUGGAUUCAAGGGCCUUUGCAGCGUCUUUGUCACAGCUGCCUUCUCCUUCGCUGGUACUGAGCUUGUUGGUCUGGCCGCUGCUGAAUCUGACAACCCGCGCAAGACCCUCCCAACCGCUAUCAAGCAGGUGUUUUGGCGUAUCUUACUCUUCUACAUGGUCUCAUUGACCAUCGUGUCCCUCUUGGUUCCAUACGGAGACUCUAGACUCCUCGGCGCUGGUUCUACCGAUGCCAAGGCCUCACCUUUCGUCAUCGCCAUCGAAAACGCCUCAAUCUCCGUUCUGCCAUCGAUCAUGAACGUUGUAGUACUCAUUUCCGUUCUGUCCGUCGGUAAUUCUGCCGUGUAUGGCUCAUCCCGUACCCUGGCCGCUCUCGCAGAGCAAAACCAAGCGCCACGCAUCCUGGCAUACAUUGACCGGAAAGGACGCCCAAUAGUCUCCAUUGGGAUUGCAUCGGUUUUCGGUCUCCUCGGUUACGUCGUCGCUGGUGGACCGAAAACCUCCAGCACCGCUCUCAACUGGCUAUACUCCCUCGCUGGGCUCUCGUCCAUCUUUACAUGGGGUUCCAUUUGCCUAGCUCACAUUCGCUUCCGCGCUGGGUGGAAGAAGCAAGGCCAUUCCCUCGACGAGCUCGCAUUCCGCUCCCAAGUCGGCGUCUAUGGCUCCUGGGUCGGCUUUAUCCUCAACUGCCUUGUGCUCGUUGCUCAAUUCUGGACUGCCAUCUGGCCUAUUGGCUAUGGGAGCCUGACCUCCACUGAGAUAGCCGAGAGCUUCUUCUUAGCAUAUCUUGCGGCACCCGUGGUGUUGCUAUGCUACUUCCCUUAUAAGUUCUACUUUAAGACACCCUUCAUGCGCUCGCACAAUAUGGACUUGGUUACUGGUCGUCGUGAGCACGAUACUGCUGAGCUGAUCGAGGAAGAGAUGAUGGAGAAGCGGUCGUGGCCCAUGUGGAAGAGAGCGUACAAAUAUGUAUGUUAGGUUAGAUUCGUGCUUUAGCUUAAGUGUCGGAUAUUUUCAGAAUGGGACUAGAUAUUAGAUGAUUUUUAUUGAAUGCACCAAUUUGAAUUUAGUCAACGUCAACGUCAAAGAGGAUCUCAGCGCAGAGUUCAAG
Messenger RNA from Pseudogymnoascus verrucosus, 2286 nucleotides. Its product is annotated as glyceraldehyde-3-phosphate dehydrogenase 1. Gene Ontology annotation, molecular function: amino acid transmembrane transporter activity. The record is from RefSeq and is a predicted model, not a curated record. Gene Ontology annotation, cellular component: membrane. Bases 288 to 2153 code for a protein of 621 amino acids. Gene Ontology annotation, biological process: amino acid transmembrane transport. The transcript is spliced from 2 exons. Lineage: Eukaryota; Fungi; Ascomycota; Leotiomycetes; Thelebolales; Thelebolaceae.